AUGCUUGUCAUAUGACUGUGACACCCAUGGAGACAAUUACAAGGAACGAGAUUCGCUCCUGGAUGUGAAAACAAAAUAAAGCUUGUAUCGAAUUAAUUUUUGGUACAAAAUGCCUCCGACUCUCUUUCAGAAACUUUUUAACAAGAAAAAUGCGCUGUCGUCACCGCCGCCAAGAUGUAGCAAGGAGGACCCAGCUUUCAGCUGGCCGCUUCCCCAGCUGGAGCCCAGUCAGAUCAGACUCAUCGUGUACCAGGACUGUGAGAGGCGCGGCAGAAAUGUCCUCUUUGACUCCAAUGCCAAGAAAAGGGGCACGGAGGACACCCCAAUUACCAGCACUGAUGCCCAGGUGAAGAUGUUUGGGAAAUGCUGCCAGCUCCGUCCGACGCGAGGCAGCAGCAGUUCCCUGGACAGCUCUUCUUCAUGCACUUCUGAAAGGGAAUCCAAGGAGCAGGGGCACCGUUUCCAGGGUUCGAGGUGUUCGUCUGAUGUAGUAAUGUUGGGGGAGAUGAUGUUUGGCUCUGUAGCCAUGAGCUACAAAGGCUCAACUCUCAAAAUCCAUCAGAUCAGAUCGCCACCUCAGCUAAUGCUGAGUAAGGUCUUCACCGCCAGGACAGGUGGCAGUGUGUACGGCAGUUUCAACACGUUACAGGACAGCCUGGAGUUCAUUGGACCAGAAAGCAACACCUUGAGGCCGGAUCAACACAUGGGGCCCAACAGUCUCAUAGUGAACAUAGGAUUUUCUCAGCUCUGCAGCCCUCGACGGGCCUUCUCUGAACAGGGCCCCCUGCGCCUCAUCAAGAGCGCAUCUUUCUUUUCAGGCCACAGUCACCCAAUGGACAUGCCAGGCCGAGGUCCACAUGACGAGAGGGACAGUGGCAUUGCCAGGUCAGCCUCUCUGAGCAGCCUGUUAAUUACUCCCUUCCCAUCGCCUGGUUCCUCGUUGACCAGCAGCUGCGCUUCCAGCUACCAGCGCCGUUGGCUCCGCAGUCAAACAACCAGCCUGGAGAACGGCGUCUUCCCUCGAUGGUCAGUGGAGGAGAGCUUUAACAUGUCCGAUGAAAGUGGCGGUCAAGGCCUUGGGGUGAUGCGGAAGAAGAAGAUUGCCAUUGGAGUCAUCUUCACGCUGUCGCCAAACCCUGAAGAGAGCAGCCGCUUCCAGGAGUUCUUCUUCUCCCACUUCCCGCUGUUUGAAAGCCACAUGAACAAACUAAAGAGUGCCAUUGAGCAGGCCAUGAAGAUAAGUCGGCGGUCAGCAGAUGUCAGUCAGCGAGCUCUGGCUUACAGCCGAAUGGUUGAUGGGCUCAACGAGUUCAGGAUGACCAUCUGUGACCUCUACACAAUGCCCCGCGUGGCCGAGCCUGUCUGGUUGACUAUGAUGUCCGGAGCAUCAGAGAAGAACCAGCUCUGCGGCCACUUCAUGAGGGAGCUCGCCUUACUGAUGGAGCAGGCCUCCAAAAACCAGUUCCUUCCUGCGUUAUUAACAGCCAUCCUGACCAAUCAUUUGGCUUGGGUGCCCACUGUAAUGCCCAAUGGGCAGCCUCCUAUAAAGAUCUUCCUGGAGAAGCACUCCUCCCAGAGCGUAGACAUGCUGGCGAAGACGCAUCCUUACAAUCCUCUUUGGGCACAGCUUGGGGACCUAUACGGGGCUAUAGGGUCUCCGGUGCGGCUGUCAAGAACAGUGGUAGUCGGGCGCAGGCAGGACCUGGUGCAGAGGCUACUUUAUGUCCUCACGUACUUCAUCCGCUGCUCAGAGCUGCUAGAGACCCACAUGCUGGACAGUGUUGAGGAUGAAGCUAUUGUCAUGCCUGGCUCUCUUAUCACCACCUCACUUAGAAAAGGAGAGGUGGAGGAGUCAGACUAUGUCCUGGUUACCGUCCAUAAACCUAGUGGGGACUAUCUGUCCCAAGGGGCCCACUGCCAGCAAAUUGAGGCUGAAGACAGCAGCUACCGCUCAGACAACAGCCUCCAGAGCAGUACAUACACUGACAUGGGGGUGGAGCACAGCUCCAGUGAACCACCCAAAGAGGAAGAUGAGGAAGAAGAGGUUGAGGAAGCCGGCAACUUGAGUACAGGGUCCAGGACUAGUGUUCUUCAGUCGAGGCCCACUGAGGACACGAUCGCUCAAAUGACAACAGCAGCAACAGGUGAACCCGGAGAGCUGCAAAGGGAACUAAGUGGCCCUCUGCUGUCUGAAGUCCCGGUGGAAACGGUGCUGCGGGUUUGUUCAGCUACUCCCAGGAAGCAGAGCUCUGUGUUAGAAACAGAGACCAAGGGUGACCUAAAACUUGUUGAUUCUUCCUUACCUUCCGAACUUUCAUCACAUUCAUCCAUAUCUUCCGUCACUGUAGACUGUAAAAAGGCUGAAGCUGAGGCGGCUACUUCAGUUGGAAGCCAGGCCAGCAAGAUGCAGUUUCUUUGUCCUUCGGGAAUCAGUUUGGAGAAGAAGCCCCCUGAUAAGAACUCUGCUGGAGCAAUGCCAGUACCCGUAUUACCUGGAAACAUUGGGACAGGACCGAUGGCUUUUACUGUGGACGAAGAGCCUGCAACAAAGGUGACUUUCCUUAUUGGAGACUCCAUGUCUCCUGAGUCGGACACCGAGAGUCGCAGACGAAAGAUGGAGGUGGAAUUAAAAAAACACAAGCAAUAUUAUAUGCAGAGAGGAGCACAUUCAAAGACCAUCAACAUCUGUGCAGCUGAGGACCAAACCAAUCAGACCAAGGCAACUCCAGCUCUGCAGCGGAUAUCCAGCAAGAUUCCCCAGUGGAGCAGCAAAUGUGAAGACUAUUGUAAUGACUAUUUAAACUCGGAGAACCAUUUGGAGUCCAGAACUAUAAACGACCAGGAAACCGACUCCAUGCACAAACAUUUACUGAAUCCAUCUGGAAUUUCUCAACUUCAUGAAUUGGGGGAUCACAGUUUUCCAAGUGCACCAAGUAGUCCGGGUUUGGACAUAUCUUUAAGCUCAAGCAGGAAGGGGGACUCCUCUUCAGUUGUCCAGAGGAGGUGCAGGUGCAGUUCUACAGGCUCCUCUGACACCUGCUGCUGCGGAAACUGUCCUGCAGAGCAGUGUAAAGAUCCAAGGUCGUGUGUCCCUCUCCGUCAGGAUGGAGACGACGGCAACGGGGACCAAAAGUGCCAGACGGCCUCUGUCAAUGAGUGGGAAAUACCACGCAAUGAGAGCUCAGACAGUGCAUUGGGAGACAGCGAGAGUGAAGAGACGGAGGACUGGCAGGAGGAGGUGCUGGUUCCCUUCCCUGGGGCAAAAUUAGUGGAGAACUACUCCAAGCCAACCAUUGCCAAUUUUGGUCGGUCUCUCUUUGGAGGUUAUUGCCCCACCUACGUUCCAGACUUCGUACUGCAUGGAAUCCCGAGUGAUGAGAAGCUACGGCCAAGCCUCAUGACGGAGUUAAACCAUGCUGUUCAGCAUCCUGUAUUGGAUGAGCCUAUCGCCGAGGCUGUCUGUAUUAUAGCAGACACAGACAAGUGGACAGUCCAGGUGGCCAGCAGCCAGAGGAGAGUCACCGACGUAACCAAGCUGGGAAAAGAAGUUUUGGUGUCCAGCCUGGUUGCCAACAUAUUGCAGUCCACCUAUCAGCUCUACAAGCUCAACCUUUCGCCUAAUUUUUGUAUAAUGCACCUUGAGGACCGCCUGCAGGAGAUCUAUUUUAAGAGUAAGAUGCUUGCUGAGUAUUUGAAGGGUCAGACGAGAGUCCAUGUGAAAGAGCUGGGCAUGGUGUUGGGGAUCGAGUCCAGUGACCUGCCUCUGUUGGCUGCAGUGGCCAGCACUCACUCCCCGUACGUUGCCCAGAUCUUGCUAUGAGACUUGACAGAUGCUCAGAUAAUAAGCAGUGAGAAUUGCAGUCAGGUGGUCCCACUUUGGCCCUCAGAAAUAGCCGUCCAUACCUGCACAGCUCUCCCCUGAUCUGUGUUAAUGGCCAUCCUAGGGGUUUUUGGCCUGAUACUCGGUGUUGCACAUCAUCAUGGGUGUCGGACUUCGGAGCAAUGUCGAUGUCUGACCACAUGGCGGCGGCAGAGGAUUAAAAUGGAUUGAAGCUGAGCAGACGAAUGAAGCAUCUUUGAUAUGACCUGAAUGUUUGUUGUUAAACAAAACUCUUACUUUUCUGGAAGCAAAAGCCAAAGACUUCAAAUUUGAAUUUCACUUGGAUAAAUUUAAAGAAGUCUACGGUAUGGCUAGAAAUCAUUUUAAUUACAAAACUGCUUUCAUUUUCUGUACAAUCUUAAACAUGGCACUAUGAAGUGAUGGACACCAUGUUGAAACUGAACAAAGUUAAAUGUCCCUGGAUGUUUAUUCCCCAUGCCAGUCAUGCCAUGCUUGUCUAUUUUUUUCUGUUUUUGUUUACAAGUUUAAUUUCUUAAUUUAAUCGAAUUAAUUGUUUUGCAAAAUGAGAUGCCCCCUCUGACUAAAAUACUUUUUUCUUUUCUUUUUUUUUUUUAAGUGAAAUUGCUAAAAGUGCUUUGAUGCUUUUAUCCAAGGUACUUCACUACCUCAGAUCUUCUUAUGGGCAAUGGCAGAUUUAAGGUUGCCCCACAGAAAACCGUGAGGAAAACUUUAUCAGAAAUUUUAAUCAAAGGAAUGUCAACUGUGUAGACUAUAUGCUGUGUUCUAUAAAAGGGAAGGCUGUUUUAUUUCUUAAAAACUGAAGACAUGUAUUUUUGCAUCUCAAAGUGAGAAGGGCCCCUUUUAUAUUGUGGAAAAGCUAAGACCUCUAUUAUCUGUGUUUUCCAACCAAAAUGCUGAAGUAUUUUCUCACAUUUCUACAUCUGUCACCUUUUGUUUACGUCUUCGAUGUCUGGCACAGAAACAGGACUAGAGGAGCACAGUGGGCUUUUUCAUGAGAGCAUAUGUACUGGUUAACACUAUAUCGAGUAUUUUUUUUUCAUGACAGUUUUACACAGAACAAAAACUACAGCAGGAUUUUGUUUUCUGGAAAUUAGCAGAUAUUUAACUAAUGCCGGGUAAGCAGAAAGUGUUUUGUUUUUUGUUGUUUUGUUUUUUUCGGAGUAAGAUGAAGACUUUAAUUUUGCACCUUCUGUUUGCACAUUAAGUAAAACCUGCCGCAGGAAAACACAGAGAAACCUCCUAAUUUGCAACAUUUUCUGUUCCUUUUCGAUUCUCAAAAUACAGAAUUAGAAAGUUUUGCCAUCAUCCUGUGCUUUUUAAAACAAUUAUUCCUGAGAUGAGACCACAGGCUUUUAUGUCAUGUAAUAAAUCAAAUGCAAUGCUUUCUAUUGAUAUAAAAGGGCAACUGUAGUCAGCUCUGUAAGCCUGAAAAGUGGACAGUGGUUUUCAGUUUGCUCAUCCAAGUUGCAGCCUGAAUAUAAUCCAAGUCUUAAUGGAGAAAAGGCACGAAUGUUUCUUUUUGCUGUUAUUAAAUGCUUCUGUAUAUUAAAGAUGUUCCACUAUAUCAGCCCACCUUUGUACAAGAUGGCUAUUAUGGAUUUGUAUAUCAGCUUUUCCCUCUUUGUACAUGACUAAAUUAUUUAGUUGCUCCUAUGUGUAAUGGGUUAUGUAAACUGUACAUUCUCGUUUUUAUUUCCAUGUGUUUGUACAGAAUGUCUUUUAUGAAUUGUCUCCUCCAAUAAUGUUUUUUUUCCCAAUUUUCUGGGAAUGUUGUGCAAUAAAAAUGCAGAGAAUUUUGACUUCUGAAA
Messenger RNA from Girardinichthys multiradiatus, 5670 nucleotides. It is a transcript of the gene fnip1, whose product is annotated as folliculin interacting protein 1. The record is from RefSeq and is a predicted model, not a curated record. Gene Ontology annotation, molecular function: ATPase inhibitor activity; protein-folding chaperone binding. NCBI's taxonomy places the organism in Eukaryota, Metazoa, Chordata, Actinopteri, Cyprinodontiformes, Goodeidae. The transcript is spliced from 18 exons. Bases 110 to 3820 code for a protein of 1236 amino acids. Gene Ontology annotation, cellular component: cytoplasm.